This is a messenger RNA of Pieris napi, 4802 nucleotides long. RefSeq names its product EH domain-binding protein 1 (gene Ehbp1). Lineage: Eukaryota; Metazoa; Arthropoda; Insecta; Lepidoptera; Pieridae. The record is from RefSeq and is a predicted model, not a curated record. The coding region runs from base 271 to 3267 and encodes 998 amino acids. The transcript has 26 exons. Gene Ontology annotation, molecular function: protein binding.
GAAAAAAAAAUCAAAAUGGUUUGAUUUGGUGAAUGAAAAUUACUGCAGUAUUGGAUAAAUUUACAUAAAAUAAUAUAAUCACCCUAUUGAAAAUUGUGAUCGUUGUGUGUUAUUAAUAAGUGAAUAAAUAAAGUGAUGUGCGAUUUCUGUGAGCUAGGAAGACUUGUGGACUAGUAAUUGAUAUAGUGAUAUCAUCGUAUUUUUUGCUCUCGGAGCGGUUUGAAGUGAUAAUGUGUGGCCAUAGAUAAUCGAGUAUAUUUUAUUGUAAACAUGGCAUCCGUCUGGAAGCGCCUCCAACGCGUGAAUAAGCGCGCCGCUAAGUUUCAAUAUACCGCAUCCUAUCAUCAGAUAGAGCUUGAUCUCACUCCAAAAUGGAAACCAAAUAAGUUGAGCAUUGUAUGGACGCGAAGAUCCCGUCGUGUCGUCACCGAUCCAUUAGAAUGGGAGCCCUCGCUUAAGGACCCUUUAAAAGGUUCAGUGAUAUUUGGAGUCGAGAAUCACACGAUAGCGGUGACUUUGUUCAGAGAUUCACGGACUAAUGAGCUCGAGGACAAGGAUUGGACGUUUGUUCUUGAAGAUGUUUCUGUAACCGGCAAGCGGCGACGUCUGGCAUCUUGCGCAGUGAACUUACGCAAACAUGCGUCACUUGCGCCUGCGCAGAAGCCGCUUAAAUUUACCCUAGAGCCGCUUACGAAGAAGCUUAAGAGCGCCAGACUACACUUAACCCUUCACUGUGUUCUGCUAAGAGAGGGACAGGCCACUGACGAGGACAUGCAAUCUCUUGCCUCUCUUCUUUCUGUCAAUAAUAACUCUGAUAUCGCAGUGUUGGAGGAUCUGGAUGAAGAUGAUUACACGUUGUCUGAUAGCUCUACCAGACAAAUGCUUGAUCUCCGCCAACAAAUGGAAGAAAUGACACAGAGUCUAACUAAUUCGGACAUAGCGGCGACCCCUAAUAGUGUGCAAAGUCUCAAUUUUGACAAGACACCAACAGCACAGAGCCCUACAACACCAGUUAAUGCUGUGGAGGCAUUUGGCGAAGACGCGGUGACACCCAAAAAUAGACCGGAAUAUUUGAGCAGUCUGACGAAGGCUAUGAGAGCUGAACCCAAGUUUAGUUCCACUGCGAAACCUGUGGUAGCUCCUAGUGAGGAAAAGUUAGAUAAUUUAAAAGUUACAGGUCUAGUUUUCAAACCGAAAACGGUUGCUAAACGUAAUUUGAAACCCCUGGAAUUGAAGUCUAACUUAAACAACAUUAGUUUGGAUACUAAUGACAACGAAAGACAAGACGAAAAGACACCGGUGCCCGAAGAAAGAUUGACAGUUCCGCAUGUGGAGAAGGAUAAGACACCGAUGGUGGACUUGGUCGAAUGGUGUCAAUACAUAACAAGAGAGUAUCCAAGAUGUCAGGUCACCGACCUCACUACCAGCUUCAGAUCGGGGCUCACUUUCUGCGCCAUCAUACAUCAUUUUAGGCCGGACCUUAUUGACUAUUCUGGGCUGCAACCUGAUGAAAGUGAAGAAAAUGUUCGUCGUGCUCUCGAAGCGAGCGUUAAACUUGGUAUUUCACAAGUUCUGACCGUCGCUGAUGUCUGUGGAGGACCUGUACCUGAUAAACUUGCUGUGAUGACAUAUCUAUUUCAACUGAGAGCAUACUUCACUGGCAACGAAUUACAAGUCGAACAACUAGGUAACGAUGAAACAGAAUCCUCGUACCUGGUGGGCAGACAUGACACAGAUGACAGUCUUCCACCAGAGUUGUUCUCUCGGGAAGUGAGCACCAGAAGAUCUAGGAAUGUUAUGGAUAGACCGCCAGUACUUAAGCAAGAGUCGCAAGAGUCCCGUCAAUCUUUAGACCUAUCGCCGGAUAAAUCCCCCGCUAUAAAGGAUAUGAAAGACAUAUUCCAACAGUCAAAGAACAUUCUUGGCAAAAUGCUGUCUCCUGCAAAGGAUUUGAGGGAGAAACCUACGGCCAAGUGGUUUAAUGAACCAAUCAAGACUGAGCCACUUCCGCGCCCGGAAAAGUUGAUGACACGCAAAGAACUCACAGAUCCGUUCGGAUCUGAUGAUGAAGAGGAAGCUCCACCGGCUAAAGAUUUCAAUAAUGGUAUUGUGCAACCAGAACAGAAACCAAUAAUUGAGCCGACAGCCACAGAUCCACUUAAUGUCUCAACGCAACCAAACGACAAGUUGAAACCACCCACCCCAGAACUACCCAAACCUACACCGCAAUUGUUAUCGCGUCAUGACGAACUAAAAGAAAAAGCUAGACAGCUGCUAGAGGCUACUAAGCGUGAAGCGCGGGAAAAGGAUAGAAAGAGACAAAGUUUGAAAGAGAAAGAGGAUAAGAGUGAGUUAACAAAUGGACUCAAGAAUGGUGAAAGUCCUAAAAAGGGUAUGUCUGAGGAAGAGAGACAAAACAUGUUGCGAGAGAGGGCGAGGAAGAUCAUAGCUGACGCGAGAGCUGGGAUUGUUAGUCCGAAAUCACCAAUGUCACCUUCCCGAAUUAAUCCCGGUACUGUGGAAAUCAUCAGUAAACAUUCUGUUUUGGAAGAAUUAGCUGCUGGUGGUAUGGAGCACCUGGAAAGUUUAGUCAACAGAGAAUCGGCGCCUUCGACUCCCGGCUCCAGGAAGAGCAAUCCCAGCCCAGAAAGAAAUGAAGAAACAAAAGAAGGGAAGAGUAGAAGUCAGUCUCCGAAUGAUUCUCGGAAAUCGCCGCUCCAUUCGUUCAGUGCCCUCGUAGACAGGCUCUCUCCUGAACCUAAUAUGGAGGACAAUGAGAAUAAAGAAAGUUACAGCACUUAUAUAGCCAGUGAAUUGCAAGCGUUAGAGCGAGAACAGAAAUCUAUCGAUGAAAAGGCCGCGGCUUUAGAGAAACAAUUAAGACGGGUCAUGGACCGGGCUGAUAAUACUGAGGAGGAAGAUCGGCUGAUGUCGCAGUGGUUCAAUCUAGUGAAUAAGAAGAAUGCGUUAAUACGCAGGCAAAUGCAACUUAAUAUACUAGAAAAAGAGGAAGACUUAAGCCGUCGGUGCGAGCUAUUAGCUCGCGAACUGCGCCUCUCACUCGGCGUUGAAGAGUGGAGGAAGACUCCGGGGCAGAAGAGACGAGAGAUACUUCUCUUACAAGACUUAUUAUCAGCUGUUAAUGAGAGGGAUAGGCUUGUACAAGAAAUGGAUGAGCAGGAAAAAGCGAUAGCGGAAGAUGACGAAAUUCAGCGUAAUCUCAGCAACGUUGAAAUACGGAGACCGAACAAUUGCUUGCUUCAGUAAAUUUAGAUUUGCCAUUCACGAAUUCGCCUUGAUACGAAAAGUUUGACAACUUCGACAACUCUAAAUUGAUUUAUGGGCGUUAAUUCGGUCGUCCAAUCCGUUGUAAGAAGUAUUAAAUAUCUAAUAAAAUAUAUAAUUUAAAUACAGGAAUUAUCUCUCCGAUAAUUUCGUUAACUUAAAUUGAUUUCUAACUAAAGUUUAGUUUUUAACUAGACAGAUUACAGUUAAAUUGAAAUAUUGACCUGAAGAGACGCUCUUUAGUUAUUGACUGUACGAACGUCUUCGUGGAUGGCAUUUUAAUUUGACUAAGUCCUUAUUCGAAUAAAAACUAAAAAGAUUUAUUUCGACAAAAUUAUUUCGUAUUAUUUCUGAAAAUAAUAUUAAUCAAUCAUUGAAAUAGAAAUUCAAUUUUGAAAAACAACAAGGUAUGAGAAUUAUUCAUAGAUGAAAAAAAGUUUUUUUAGUUUUUUGUCGAAUUGCUAGGCAUUAUUAAUUAUUUGAUGACGCUGAAAAUCAGUAAAAAAAUGGAUUAUUUAAUUUCGUAUUUAUUAUUGCACUGUUUGUGUUGUAUUUUUUAAUGUAGCAAAAUUAUUUAUCGGCCUUAAUACUCAUACUGUUAGAGUAAGUAUAUCUCUGGGAUUUUGUAUGUCAAUGUUUAAUUUCAUUGCCUAUUUAAAGUCCGGAUAUCAGAAUAUCUGUCUCUGUUUAUCGUAUAUUUAGCGAAAGAGACAGCUAUACUAAAUUAAGUUGGUUUCUUUAUGAAUUAUUUCAAGCCCUGUUUAGUUACAUUAAAUAACGAAAAAUUACGCAUAACUAGAUUGGACUGAAUUGGUGGAAUGUUCGCGGUUUAUUUUCUUAUGAAUUGAGUCUAAAAUUGUUUUAUAGCAUGAUAGAAUUUUAGUUCAUAGUUUACCAAAGAGCCGAGGUGGGGUAUAGACUUUAAGAAAAGUUGUGAAAUAAUGGCGUUUAUGAUACUACUAACGCCCUAUUCAAGAAUAUACCAUAAGUAUAUACUACAGUAUACGAUUUUCAAAGAUCUCCUUUCGUUAGUAAUCGGUUAAACGGUAGGAUCAGCUGUGAUUUGACCAGAGAAUAAAUAUAAUAAACAAAUGAAAAGCGUUCUUCGUCUUUACAUAUUAUGCUCUGUGCUAGGUCCUGGCCAUUUUGAUGGUAUUGGCGGGGAAGGCUCGUGGCGAAAAUUGUCUAUUGUCACAUAAUCCUAAGAGUGACAAGGACGACAUGCAAAUGUUAUUGCGGCUUUUAGUACGUUUACAUCAGUAAAAAAAUCUAAACCAGUCUUGUGCACUCAAGUGUACUUUCGUCUCUUUCUAUCAAAUUGUGUUUAUGGUGUGAUAAAAUAGACGAGUACUUUUUGAAUAAGUCUAUACCCUAAUUAGGACGUGAUAAGUACAAGAUGCCAUAUCGUGUACAAUUUAAUUUUUGUAGUUUGUAAAUAUUUUAGCUUUAUGGUGAAAUCUUGCCAGAGGUGCGCUAUGUGUUAGAUAUAGUUUACGCAGGCGAAUCGGUAAGUGAAA